CGCUGCGCCCCACGCGCCUGCGCGGCCCCGCCCCACGGCGCCGCGUGCCGGCCGCGUCCCUCAGCUCGGUGACGCGCCGGGGCGCGGUCACGUAGCGGCGGCGGCGAGCGGAGCCCUGUGGCGCCAUGGCGGGGCCGGGCGGAGGUGCGAAGGAGGACUUGUUGAACGUGCUGGACCUGGCGGAGUACACCAAGAACCGGCCCUGGUGGCGCAAGGUCUUCGCCCCCAGCUCGGGGUCGAGCGCUGAGAAGUACAAUGUGGCCACACAGCUGGUGAUCGGAGGGGUCACGGGAUGGUGUACUGGAUUCAUCUUCCAGAAAGUUGGAAAGCUGGCAGCGACAGCAGUGGGAGGUGGCUUUUUCCUACUUCAGAUUGCAAACCACACGGGAUACAUCAAAGUGGACUGGAAGCUAGUAGAACGGGACGUGAACAAAGCCAAGCAGCAGCUGAAAUUUCACAGCAGUGGUAACAAAAUGUCUCCAGAAGUGAAAAGCAGAGUGGAUGAGGUGAUCAUAUUUCUGAAGAAGAAUGUUAUCCUGACUGGAGGGUUUGCUGGAGGAUUCCUGCUUGGAAUGGUGUCCUAGAAACUGCGCUCAACUCUCCCUUCGUGCCCAGUCUCCCUUGCCCUCCUCUACUGCUGUUCUCUCUCACUUCGAAGUCAAAGGAUGUUGCCAAUAGGCUCAGUCCUUUCUCACAGGUUCCAGCCCUUAUUUCUUACAACACUGCUUCUGAUUUCCAACCUUUUCCUCUGGCUGGGCUGUUGGGGUGCUGGGAUCAGUCUGAAAGCUUAUGACUCCUGGUGUAUCAUUGUGAUUCCUUUCCCUGCCAGAUAUGCCCAGUCCUAAAUUUUCUGAUAAACUGUAGCCUUAUAAACAUGUAGUGGCAGAGAAAUAUCUUAAAUGCGCUUCUUCCCAGGUGCUCAGGGCUCUUACAUGUACAUUUGUCUGCCAGUAUGUGUGUACAACAACUGUCAGCUGUUCACUGCUAUUUAGCUUGCACUUCUUCUGCCCUGGUACCUGGAAUGCCUGUUCUUCCUUCUGCAAGAGAUGGUGUGGUCAAUCCAAAACGUGCUUGGCUGUUCUGGGGAGGAUGCAGAAGUGUCAGGGGACAGCCUGGGCUGUGUCCAGGGCAGGUGGAUAAGGAGCAAGUUCAUGCUCUAUGCGGUGCUGGGGUUUUUCCUGCCCUACCGCUGCAAUUGCAUUGCACGUAGAUGGCUGUUUGGCUUCUUGUCUGCUGUUAUUUAUAACCCUUACUGGAACUGCGGCACUGGCAUUUCUGAUGGAAACUGAGCACUGUGGGUGACUCUCCAGGCCUUUUCCUCAUCAUGUGUUCUGAAAGUCACCAAGCUUCCUGCCCUGUAGAGCACCUCUCUGGCUUGCUAGCCGACUGCUCAGCCUUUGGAAUGUGCUGAGAUGCUCUCUUGUGGUGGGCGGGCUUCCAGAGUGCGUGACCUGUCUGUCAGGCUAGCUGGCUCUGGUGUGCAUUUCAGCUGCGCCACAUACUGUAAAUCACCUUGGGCCUCAGACUGGUGUUUCUAGGUCUACCAUGACCUUCUCUGGCCACUUUGGUGUUGGUGACGCUCUAAGAGCUGUAACGUGUGGGAUGGGAUUGUAGUCAGGAAAUGCAUCCCUGGUUAGGAUACGUUGUACUGAUCUAGGGUCCCUGUUGCCAGCUCUGCUGGAAUGGUGGCAGGGGAGGAUGUCAGAUCUGGACUGCAGUCCUUUACCUGCCCCUGCAGAGCACAGACUCCAUCUCCCUGGCCUCUGCAAGCAACUGAAAUGACAAAACUGUUGGGAAAACCGGGUUGUGAUCUUGUGGGAGUGGCUCAUUUCCGUACUUUCUGCCUUGGUUAUGUUCCCUCCUUGUAUUUACCAUUUCCACAAAAAAUGCUGCUUGCUUAAUUCCAUCAGCCGUGGCUCUUUUCCUGCAGGUGGUGAGGCAGCCCAGAUGCAGAGCUCAGCUGCUUUUGAACAGUCUGUCCCAGUACAGCUGUGUGCAGAGCAGAACUCUUAACCUACAAGAGAAUAUUACAAAAAAGAAAACAAAAAGUCCCUUAGAGGUGUUCUGCAUUGGCUGUGCUGGGCUGGCAUUACCACUUUCUAGAGUGUGGGGACUUGCAUGAUGAUGCAGUGAUGUCCCCCAGCAGGUACAUGUAGGAGUUCUUGCCAAGAAUGUUUUUUUAUGUGGGAGUCAGCCCAUCCUUCAGUGGGAAACUGCUCAGGAGCAACGACACACACAGCUGACUGGGACGCAGCACCUGCUUCAGUGGCUGCACCCCAUCUGCAGUGCUGGGUAAUGCCUUUCUGAUCAUCUGCUGCUGCUCUCAGUACGGCUAGAAAUGGGGAUCUUCCCCCGAGGGCUGCUGGAAGAGCUGGAGCGGUGGGGUUUUCUACCAGAGGUUUUGGGAUGAGCACUUGCCACUGUUUAUUUUGUUUCAGCUCUGUCGAUUGAAGCGUCAGUGUAGCCACACAUUGAUGUAGCUGAAGUUUUCUCACCUUUGGGAUCUGAAAAGAGGCUGCAGGUGACCAGGAAACAGAACUUAUAUUUGUGCCUGUCCUGCCAUCCAUGGCCAAGGAGAACGAUGGAGCCGCUGGGCUCACGUAGUUUUAAUGGUGGUCUUCCUAAAAGCCAUCCAGGACUGCAGGAGUGAUGUGAUCCAGCAAUAGGUCUUCACUGAAUUGGUGUUUGGGAGUGACAGGUGGUGGUGGUGGUUUUGGGAUUAUUUUUUUUUUUGGUAGUAACCCUGCAAGACUGAAAGUGCAUGAAUUGAUACGUUUGUAUUGCAGGAUAUUUCUUCCUGUAGGAAAACAGCGUUGCUGCCUCUCUGCCUGGUGUGUUGCCUAACACAACUUCUUCUGAGAUGCACUAAUCUCCACAAAGCUUUCUCCAAAGACAAAGUUCAAAGUAAAUCAUUAACAGACCUUAGGGAUUUUUUUCAGGCUCAAAUAAGUCACUGUUUCUGCCCAGCCCCAGGGAAGGGUGUCCUGGGUUCUGCUCCGCAGGGUCCCGACCUGCUGCUAUGGAGAGAAAUGGGCCAGAGAGGGAGCUAAAACGCCUCAGUUGCUGCUGGAAGGGGCAGUAAGUGACAAAUUUACAUUGAGUUUGAUAUGAAUGCAGGCAGGAAAUGGACAAGGACAUCAGGAUCUGGCAAAUCUUUCUGCUGUGCCACUGUUGGGCUGGUGGCUGGCAACUUUUGAUGCUGUGGGCCCACACUGGAAGCUUUGAUGCUGAAUCAACCUCUGUGGGUAUGCAUUUUCAUUGUUGCAGGUACCGGGGAUGAGGUGUUACCCCCCCCCUUCCCCAUCCCUGCUCCUUUUGGUCUCGUUUCAACAACUUCUGGCAUCUGUUCUAGUAUGACAAGAUUUAAAACACACUAGGCUUUUAAAGUGUUUUUAUAUAUUGUAUGUAAAUGCUUGUUGAAGUGAUAUUUUUAUUAAACAGUUUUGCUCUAAA
This is a messenger RNA of Falco peregrinus (peregrine falcon), 3453 nucleotides long. RefSeq names its product FUN14 domain containing 2 (gene FUNDC2). Gene Ontology annotation, biological process: autophagy of mitochondrion. The transcript is spliced from 5 exons. Gene Ontology annotation, cellular component: mitochondrial outer membrane. Lineage: Eukaryota; Metazoa; Chordata; Aves; Falconiformes; Falconidae. Bases 126 to 584 code for a protein of 152 amino acids. The record is from RefSeq and is a predicted model, not a curated record.